AUGUCUCCCCCGGCCUCCGUGGGUUUCUCCAAUCUCCUGAACCCUCAAGAAGCAGCGGAUCCUGCCUCCUCUUCUUCUCCUCAAUCCACUGCAUCACCUUCCUCUGAACCCUCCAUGGCGUCUUCUGUGAGCUUGCUGCCGCCCCUCAUGAAGGGUGCGCGCCCCGCCAACGAGGAGGUCCGCCAGGAUCUUCCCCGGCCCUACAAAUGCCCUCUCUGCGACCGUGCUUUCCACCGACUGGAGCACCAGACCCGUCACAUCCGGACGCAUACCGGCGAGAAGCCCCACGCCUGCCAGUUCCCUGGCUGCACCAAGCGCUUCAGCCGCUCUGACGAGCUGACCCGUCACUCGCGCAUUCACAACAAUCCCAACUCGCGCCGAAGCAACAAGGCUCAGCACCUCGCGGCCGCCGCGGCCGCUGCGGCGGGCCAGGAUGCCGCCAUGGUCACCGCGGCCAACAUGAUGCCCCCGCCCAGCAAACCCAUCUCUCGCUCGGCGCCCGUCUCCCAGGUCGGCUCCCCCGAUGUCUCCCCCCCACACUCCUUCUCCAACUACGCCAACCACAUGCGCUCCAACCUGGGUCCUUACUCGCGCACCACGGAGCGCGCUUCUUCGGGCAUGGAUAUCAACCUCCUGGCCACCGCAGCCUCGCAGGUCGAGCGGGAUGACCACAUGGGCUUCCACGGAUCGCGACACCACAUGUACGGCUCGCGCCAUCACACUGGGCGUGGCCUGCCCUCGCUCUCGGCCUAUGCCAUCUCACAGAACAUGACUCGGUCGCAUUCCAACGACGAUGACGACGGCUACGGGCAUCGGGUGAAGCGCUCGCGCCCCAACUCGCCCAACUCCACCGCUCCCUCGUCCCCGACCUUCUCGCACGAUUCGCUUUCGCCCACUCCCGACCACACCCCCUUGGCUACUCCGGCGCACUCCCCCCGCCUGCGCCCCUUGGGAGCGAAUGAGCUGCACCUGCCUUCCAUCCGCCACCUGUCUCUCCAGCACACUCCUGCGCUGGCACCGAUGGAGCCCCAACCCGAGGGUCCCAACUACUACAGCCCCGGCCAAGGCCACAUGGGUCCCAGCAUCACCGACAUCAUGUCAAAACCGGACGGUACGCAGCGUAAGCUGCCCGUGCCGCAGGUUCCCAAGGUUGCGGUGCAGGACAUGCUCAACCCCGCCACUGGCUUCGCUUCGAUGUCCUCGUCGACGAGCAAUUCCGUCGCGGGCGGCGACCUGUCAGAUCGCUUCUGA
Penicillium canariense is the source of this 1251-nucleotide messenger RNA. RefSeq names its product C2H2-type zinc finger protein. Gene Ontology annotation, molecular function: RNA polymerase II cis-regulatory region sequence-specific DNA binding. The coding region runs from base 1 to 1251 and encodes 416 amino acids. NCBI's taxonomy places the organism in Eukaryota, Fungi, Ascomycota, Eurotiomycetes, Eurotiales, Aspergillaceae. Gene Ontology annotation, cellular component: nucleus; cytoplasm. The record is from RefSeq and is a predicted model, not a curated record. The transcript has a single exon.